Molecule: messenger RNA, 288 nt
Organism: Acanthamoeba castellanii str. Neff
Lineage: Eukaryota; Discosea; Longamoebia; Acanthamoebidae
Exons: 2
Coding region: 1-288 (95 amino acids)
Source: RefSeq, a predicted model, not a curated record
AUGUCUGUCUCGCACGUACAGCGGCUGCUGCUUCGGCAUCGACACAAGCAACUGCGAGCCAUCAUGAUGGAGUGCCGAGUGCAGUUCUGCUACGGCUCAGAUGGCUUUCCAAAAUACGGUAUAUACUGUGUGGAUCGGUGGAGGGAGGACGCACUGAAGGAGCAGGAGCUCGAGACGGAGAAGUGGAUCUUCUCGUUCCAGGAAGCUGCACAGCAGCAACGUUUGCUGGACUCGGUAAGCGAGCAGGCAGCUGUGGCACCCCUGCCAGAACAACAAUACAUUCCCUAA